Messenger RNA from Akanthomyces muscarius, 654 nucleotides. RefSeq lists its product as uncharacterized. Lineage: Eukaryota; Fungi; Ascomycota; Sordariomycetes; Hypocreales; Cordycipitaceae. The coding region runs from base 1 to 654 and encodes 217 amino acids. The transcript is spliced from 2 exons. The record is from RefSeq and is a predicted model, not a curated record. Gene Ontology annotation, molecular function: 2 iron, 2 sulfur cluster binding.
AUGGCAACUGAAAUAUCGAGUCAGAGCAAACAAACGGCGUCAACCUUUUCUUCCAUUGUCACCCUCCCCCCCAAAAAGGAUCUCCGAGCAAUGAACUACUUCUGGCCCCCGACCCGGCCAGACGCUCAAUGGGUUUCUGUGGGACCUCUCGCCCAGUUCCCAGACGUGGCUGCCGAUGAUGGCAAUCUAAUCCAGCCACGGGCGUGUGACGCCAAGAGCCAGCCCGGCUGCCGGAUCUUGGUCGUCCCCAAGUCGGAUCCUUCGCAUUCUGCCGAGAUUGCCAUUCCUGCCGGCGCGGCCACCUCCCCGAGCGAGGGCCAAGACUUGAAGGAUCAGGUGGUGGUGUUUCGCUAUCGCGACAAGGUGCACGCCGUUGACCAUCAAUGCCCGCACAACGCAUAUCCGCUGUCCAAUGGGACGCCCUUUGACAUUGAGGACUUUGGCGUCGUCCUCAGCGCAGGUCUCACCUGCCCAAAGCAUGGCUGGUCCUUUGAUUUGUUCACUGGCCAGUCGGACCGCGGUCUCUACAAGCUUCCUGUCUGGGAAGUCCAGCUGCGCGAUGUGCACGGCAAUCCAUUGUCCGGCAGUCUCAGAGGCAACGACCCUCCCGACGGCAAAACUGUAUGGGUGCGGAGACGACAAAAGAUCGGCUAA